AUGUACAUGCGCAAGAUUGAAAAUAAUAUUUCUAUAGAUCCUAAGUCAUUUUGGAUGUUUCUUCAUAACAAAAAAGGUAGCACACGUAUUCCUGGCUUAAUGCGCUAUGAUGACAGAGAACUAUCAUGUCCACAAGCUAUAUUUAACGCUUUUGCUCGUCAUUUUAGCAAUGUUUAUAUAGAGUCCGAUUGUUUAGCUCCUUUUUGCGCUACGAAUGAAACAGCAGCUCAGCUUUCAGUUGCUAUUACUUCACUGCUUGAAAAAGAUAUUCUUUUGGCCUUAAAAAACUGUAAGAACACAUUUACAUCCGGUCCUGAUGGCAUUACUAGCUUUCAACUCAAAGACUGUGCAUAUAUCUUUGUGAUUUCCUUGCUUAGAAUAUUUAGUCUUAUUCUCAAAGAUUGUCAGAGGUCGACUGUGACGAUUCUGGCUUGCUUUUCCCAACACGUAUCUCAUUUAAUUGAUAGUAGAAGUCAAGUGGACGCGAUGUAUAUGGACUUUUCUAAGGCCUUCGACCAGAUCGAUUACUUUAUUCUCCUAGAUAAACUGCGCCAAUUUGGCUUCUCGAAGUCAUUACUUAAACUAUUCAAGUCGUACCUUAUUGGUAAAGUGCAGUCAGAACGAUAUCGUAACUUCUAUUCAGAAAUAUAUUCACCGAUAUCUGGAGUUCCUCAGGGAUCUAAUUUGGGACCACUUUUGUUCUUAUUGUUUAUUAACGACAUUGUUGAACAUAUAUCUACUGCACUACUUCAUAAUUAUUGUUAUUUUCCUUGUGACUGGGUGUAUUAUUACCUGUUGGGAAUAAAUGUCGCUCUCCUAGCCCCCGUCAUCUCUGGAAGCGGCAGCCAAGAAUUCGCGUUGCCGCAGAAAAAACUGAGCGCCGUACACAGUGGUCGUUUCGGGCAAUUCAUAACGGUGUAG
Zophobas morio is the source of this 921-nucleotide messenger RNA. RefSeq lists its product as uncharacterized. Lineage: Eukaryota; Metazoa; Arthropoda; Insecta; Coleoptera; Tenebrionidae. Bases 1 to 921 code for a protein of 306 amino acids. The record is from RefSeq and is a predicted model, not a curated record. The transcript is spliced from 4 exons.